Schistosoma mattheei is the source of this 1029-nucleotide messenger RNA. The record is from the annotation of a GenBank genome assembly. NCBI's taxonomy places the organism in Eukaryota, Metazoa, Platyhelminthes, Trematoda, Strigeidida, Schistosomatidae.
AUGGCGGCUUAUACUCCAUUAAGAGUAACAGGAGUAAGUGUUUUGGGCAUCGGACCUGGAACUGAGAAACCAGAUUCAGGAAAUAUAAUCCAUACUUUUGAUGGAGAAGACGAAUACAAUGAAGUACAAGUAAAGGAUUCUAAUGAAUUCUCUGCAGUGAAAUGGCUUCGUUUGAAUACUCAAUAUUCAAAUAAAUAUCAAAUCAAAGAUCAUGUUCAGAUUGUCUGUGUUAUUUAUUCUAAUGGAAAUAUAUCGAUUUAUUAUGAAAAGAUACCCAAUGAGAUUGAAACGAAUUCAUCUGUUAAGUUGAUCUAUGAACCACCUAAUGAAGAUGAUCAUUACAGGAAAAAAGAAAUACUUUCCACAUAUCUGGUGAAAUCUGGGAUGUUGGUCGAGUUUACUCCUAUUUCAAAUUGUAGUGAAUGCAAAUUUUGUGAAGACUGUACUAAAGAUUAUACAUCUGGAAGAAAGUGCCAUUGGUGUCCGAAAUUCAACACGUGCAGACACCUUCGUGAUAUCGAUAUUCAAACCUUGCUUGGAAAAGAUUGUGCUAUCCAACAAAUAGGAAUUUGUUCAUAUUCAACUAACAGAAUGAUCGAACAUGUUCCAAUAGAAGAAUCAACCUUUAAACAUAACCUUAUAACAUUGACUUCAAAUAGGACUAUAAUGGAAUCAAUCACUACUGAAAAUAUGUCACCUACGCAACCGUUAAUUAACACCGAUGAGUUAAACAAAAUUAACGAAUCUUCCGUAAACGAUCAUCAAACCACUUUCCCACAGGUCACUAUAUAUCAAUCAUCUAGCAGACCGAUUCAAAUUACUACUCACAUGGUCAUAAAAGUUAUUGAAAACAAUCCAAUCACAUCCAAACAGCUUCUAUUCUCUCGUGAUAUAUUACAGACAUAUUCAAUCAUCUUUAUUAAUGAAGUCACUCGUCGUUUAUACAUUCGUCUUCUGAUGCCAUUCAUAAUCGUGACCAUUGUUCCAAGCAUUGUAUUUUUAGUUUGGCUAUUCAGAAAACGACACUAG